GAGAAAACCCAUAUCUCUCUGCAACGCUACCAAUUAAUAAUUUUGUGAUUCCUUGUUUCAAGUUUCAUAGGUGAAUUAGAUUGGAAGACGAAAUGGGUGGAAGUAGUGACUACAGAGAAGGAGGAGCUGUGAAGCGUAGAGGAUGCUCGUGCUCAAAGGAUGAUUUUCUCCCUGAAGAAUCCUUCAAGAGCUGGAGCAACUAUGCCAGAGCUUUAAGCGAGACAGGGAUGAGAUUGAAGGAUCGGGUUGUGACUCGGUCCCUGGAAGUCACCGAGUUGACCGAGGUGAAGGGUCGGAGUGAACAUGAGAUGAAGAAAAACCUCACAUGGUGGGAUCUCAUCUGGUUCGGCAUCGGCGCCGUCAUUGGUGCUGGAAUCUUCGUUCUCACCGGUCUUGAGGCAAAUUCCGUUUCCGGUCCUGCCGUUGUUCUGUCGUACGUUAUCUCCGGCAUCUCUGCUAUGCUUUCCGUCUUCUGCUACACUGAGUUCGCCGUUGAAAUUCCAGUUGCAGGUGGAUCCUUUGCAUACCUAAGGGUGGAACUAGGUGAUUUUUUAGCCUUCAUUGCCGCCGGCAACAUCAUCCUUGAGUACGUCAUCGGUGGAGCUGCCGUGGCCCGGUCAUGGACAUCCUACUUUGCCACCCUUUGCAAUCACCAACCUAAUGAUUUCCGCAUCGACGCCUCACGCCAACUAAGCGCAAGCUAUGGUUACCUAGACCCAAUUUCCAUCGUGGUCAUCGCCGCCGUUUGUGUUCUCGUUGUCUAUAGUACCAAGGGCUCAUCCCGCUUCAAUUACAUUGCCUCAAUCCUCCAUGUUAUUAUCAUUCUCUUCAUCAUAAUUGCUGGUCUUACCAAGGCUGAUACCAAGAACUACACCCCAUUCGCACCAUUCGGUGUUCGAGGUGUUUUUAAGUCAUCGGCGGUGUUAUUUUUCGCCUAUGUUGGGUUCGAUGCAGUGUGUACAUUGGCCGAAGAAACUAAGAACCCCGGCCGGGAUAUCCCAAUUGGAUUGGUUGGAUCUAUGGUGAUCACUACUAUUGCUUAUUGCAUACUAGCCAUCACAUUAUGCUUAAUGCAACCAUAUGGAGAAAUAGAUCAAAAUGCUCCUUUUUCUGUUGCAUUCCAAGCAGUUGGGAUGAAUUGGGCUAAGUAUAUUGUGGCUGCUGGGGCAUUGAAGGGCAUGACCAGUAGUUUGCUUGUUGGUGCUGUGGGUCAGGCAAGGUAUUUGACACACAUGGCUCGUACUCACAUGGUGCCUCCAUGGUUGGCUCAUGUCAAUGAAAAGACUGGAACUCCAGUUAAUGCUACUGUAGUCAUGCUUGUUGCUACAGCUAUUAUUUCCUUCUUCACAGGUCUUGAUAUCCUUGCCAACCUUCUCUCCAUCUCUACACUAUUCAUCUUUAUGAUGGUUGCCGUUGCCCUUCUUGUCCGCCGCUACUAUGUCACCGGCGUGACACAACCAAAGCACCGGAACAUAUUCAUUGUUUGCAUUGUUUUCAUGAUUGGAUCCUCAAUCGCGACCGCUACUUACUGGGCUACGAGUAUGAACGGUUGGAUAGGAUACACGAUAACCGUGCCAAUUUGGUUAUUGGCUACUAUUGCAUUGUGGUGGUUUGUUCCACAAGCAAAGCAACCAAAGGUGUGGGGAGUGCCACUAGUACCAUGGUUGCCUUCAGCUUCAAUUACUAUUAAUAUUUUCCUUCUGGGUUCAAUUGAUGGGGCAUCAUUUAUGAGGUUUGGAGUAUGGACUGGACUACUUUUGGUUUACUAUAUCUUCUUUGGGCUUCAUGCAUCUUAUGAUACAUCGAAGGAACUGACCGAGAAAAGGGUUCAGGCAGCCGCAUCGCUGAAGAUGGAAGAGGGAGCUCCAAAGGUAGUACCAGAUGAGAUGUAAUUGGCAUGAACUAAAAUUGAUUCUGUGGUUCUAGCUGCUACACAAUAAAUCAAAAUUGUAAUUUAUGAGCUCAAAAAGAUCUUUGGAAGUCCACUAAGAUUCAUUAUACUUGUUUGGAACUGGACACCAUUUUAGGGAUCUAAGAAAACUAUGUCUUGUACUAGAUGAACUAUGGGUUGUAAGUGUGUGUUUGUUCUUGGCUGUGCACAUAACUUCAACAAUUUGGUUUGGAAGAUGAAUCCUUCUU
Telopea speciosissima is the source of this 2139-nucleotide messenger RNA. RefSeq names its product cationic amino acid transporter 1-like. Gene Ontology annotation, cellular component: plasma membrane. Lineage: Eukaryota; Viridiplantae; Streptophyta; Magnoliopsida; Proteales; Proteaceae. The record is from RefSeq and is a predicted model, not a curated record. Gene Ontology annotation, molecular function: L-glutamate transmembrane transporter activity; L-lysine transmembrane transporter activity. Gene Ontology annotation, biological process: amino acid transport; transmembrane transport. The coding region runs from base 93 to 1892 and encodes 599 amino acids. The transcript is spliced from 2 exons.